AUGGUAGUGGAGGGACGCGGGUGCUGUAAAAUGCCUUGCGAAAGCUGCGCCGUGCAGUUCAGCAUGUUCAAGCGUAAGCGAGCAUGCAGCGAAUGCGAGAGGUUCUACUGCAGCAGCUGCUUGCGGCGAGGCGGCGGCGCCAUGUGCGCUCCCUGCCGGGUGCUGUCCACCCGUCCGCUCACCAAACAGGCUAUAUCCCACUUGAAAGUGCGCGACGUACAGUGCUUCUUACAGCGACAGAAUGUCUCCACCAGGGGCUGCGUUGAAAAGGAAGAGUUGCUGAACUUGUGUGUGUCACACGUAAACAGCACUGCAUACAGACGCCGGGGCUCGCGCACCGGUGCCAGCCCGUUCAGUUCACUGAAAGGAUUCACAAGCAACAUCAAUGACUUCAUCAACUCUGCUUUUGACAUGCGCAACAACCCACAGCCACCACAGCCCGCCGCUAGAGGAUGUGCCAGCAAUUGCUUCAACUCUGCUCAUGUCCACAAUAACAUAAGUGGUGAAGUUCCUUCUAAUCGUCAGAGGCCACAAGGAGAACGGUUUACAACUACACCAGGUGGAGAACCCGACAUUUGUGUACCCGUCCCGGAGUCGUCAGUGUCCCGCAGCGUGUCCGCCGAGAGCGCGCGCGUCGACACUGCUGACUGUUUCGAAAUCGAAGACCUGGAUGACACUGGCUGGGAGUUUGUCAACCGACCUGCUGAUCCCUUGCCAAAUGACUCGGAGGUGUUGCUGAGUACGUCGGCCAGCUUCCAGCGUCGCACUAGUGGGGGAGAGCGGGAAGCGGACCGGCCGCCCGAACAUGCAACCGAGCGUAGGACGGAACGAAGGGCGGAGCGGCCAGCCGACCGGGCGGCGGAGCGCAGUACGGAGCGAGACGAGCGCAGUACGGAGCGAGACGAGCGCAGUACGGAGCGAGACGAGCGGGAGGAGCGAGUGGUGGAGCGCGCCGCGUCGGAGCUGGAGCUGCGGUCGCCGGCGGCGCGCUCGCACGACUCCGUGAGUCUGCACGACGCGCCGCUCCUGGACCGCGAGGAGCUCAGCCACCACGGUACACCUAAACACAUAAGUUUAGAACAAUUCAAGCGGCCGUCGGACCUGGACGUGCUGAACGUGAAGCAGCUAAAGGAGCUGCUGGUGCGGAACCGCGUGGAGUACAGGGGCUGCCUAGAGAGGAAGGACCUGCUGGAGCGCGCCAAGACGCUGUGGAGGAACCACGCCCAGUACUGCGACGACGUGGACAACCUGCCGGCGGAGGAGUGCUGCAAGAUCUGCAUGGCGGCGCCGCUGGAGUGCGUGCUGCUGGAGUGCGGCCACAUCGCGGCCUGCACGGCCUGCGCCAAGCAGCUGGCCGAGUGCCCCAUCUGUCGCCAGUACGUGGUGCGCGCCGUGCGCUUCUUCCGCUCCUGA
Messenger RNA from Spodoptera littoralis (African cotton leafworm), 1413 nucleotides. Lineage: Eukaryota; Metazoa; Arthropoda; Insecta; Lepidoptera; Noctuidae. The record is from the annotation of a GenBank genome assembly.